CGCGAGUCCUGUUUGCAAAGCUUAGCUUUUGAAUCGCUCUCGCGAUACUUUGAUGUCAUACGCCGGUCGAUAUGCACAGCGCUUCUCUGGAUGUAUGAAAUCAAACGCGACGAAUGACUUCGAUUACCUAAGCAGGAAGGAGAAUGCAUUUUGCAGACUUCCUCGCGGGAUCUAUUGGAGGAGCCUGUGGGGUGGCUGUGGGUUAUCCUCUUGAUACUGUCAAAGUCCGAAUCCAAACUCAGAAACACUUCACAGGAAUCUGGCAGUGUUUCACAACCACUAUUAAAAAUGAAGGGGUUCACGGCUUUUUUAAAGGAAUGGCUUUACCUGUCACCACCAUAUCCAUGACGUCGUCUCUGGUGUUCGGCACCUAUCGCAACUGUCUGCAGUGUUUCAGUCACAUUCACGCCUCUGACGGCCGCAACACCAAACUAGAGAUGUUCCUGUCAGGUUUUGCUGGUGGCGUGACGCAGAUUUCUGUAAUGUCUCCUGGUGACAUCGUGAAAGUUCGUCUUCAGUGUCAAACCGAGGGACAGAGGAACGGACUCAACUGUCCCAAACCCAAAUAUCGUGGACCCGUUCACUGUCUGCUGACGGUCAUCAGAGAAGAGGGAGUUGUGGGACUUUAUAAAGGAGCUUUUCCUCUGGCCUGCAGGGACGGACCGUCCUUCGCCACAUACUUUCUGACGUAUGACACGUUGUGUUCUAAACUCGGCAAACCGGGACAGAAGCAGCCAGAUUGGACGGUGGUGAUGUUUUCUGGCGGUGUUGCGGGAAUGGCUGGCUGGUCUGUCGGGACGCCCAUGGAUGUGAUCAAAGCUCGUCUUCAGAUGGACGGAGUCGGAGAGCAGAAGAGAUACAGAGGAUUUCUUCACUGUGUUUCUGAGACCGUACGCCACGAAGGUCCAUCGAUAUUCUUCAGAAGUCUGGGAAUAAACUGCUUACGAGCGUUUCCGGUGAACAUGGUGGUUUUUGCCGUGUAUGAGGUGUUGGCUGAGAUCCUCAGAUCGGCGUCUGUCGGGCCGCUCUUUUGACGGACAUCAAUCGUGCUUUAAGGAUUGUUGUAUAUUCUCGUGGGGAGUUUAUGAGGCGUCUGCUUCUGGCGAGAUCACGUCCGGGUCACAUUAUGUGAUGUUGAAAUAUACAGGAAAUGAAGGCGUUUGGUAAUGUUGAUCAGAUAACACUCGCCUCAGGUUACACUUAUAAGUUCGGUUUUUAUUUUUUGUGCAUUUACGGUUAGCAUCGCAUUAAACAAUGACAUAGAGAUUUAACACGUUAAAGUAAGAGAAACUAGAUGUAAAUAAGUAAUGACCCAUUGAGAUGACUACAUUUGAUGGCUGCUUACUCAGACAAAGAAAUAGCAUUUAUAUAUAUUGAUAUUUGUAAAAUACUGUAACAACAGUAAGAGCGAACACGAUUUUCCCAGGUUCAUUGUUUGUCAUCGUCUUUUAUUUCAAACUCUUCGUUUUUUUGUUUCUUUAUUUAUACUGUCGUUGAACCAUUGUGCUUUACAAAUAUAAAUAGCAGAAACAAAAAAGAAAGGCAAACAACAGGAAAUAAAACGUUUACAAAUGCGCACACUCCGGAUGACUCACAUGCUAUAGGCUUUUUCUAAAAGGUGAGUUGUGAGUUUUAUUUUAAACAGAGAUUCUUAUUGCCAUCAUGAAUGAAAAUCAAACUCACACACACGAGAAAUCGAUCAAUAUUACUGAAGAUGUGAAAUAUAACAUUUUUCCAGUAAUACAUGGUUGAUAUUAGAGACUGUGAGUUUAUGACGUUUCUUCAUCUGCGGUUCUAUGGCGGCAUCUAUGGACAACCGCCGGUAACACGUCACCAUUCAUCCUCAAGAGAAACCCUGACAGAACACAUCAUAUUCUACUGGAUUCAAUGGUUAUAAUGGGAGUUGUAUUUGGUUUUAAUGGAGACUAUAAUGAUGUCUGUGGUUGUCUUCCGGUGAUGUGUUGAGUUUGUGGGAUGUUAUCUGAAUGAUGUAAAACAGAUGUCUCUCUAAAAACUCUUCCUAAAAUAAACCCUGAUGGUUCCUCCUCGUAUUUGUCAUUAUA
Molecule: messenger RNA, 2063 nt
Organism: Triplophysa dalaica
Lineage: Eukaryota; Metazoa; Chordata; Actinopteri; Cypriniformes; Nemacheilidae
Gene: slc25a47a
Product: solute carrier family 25 member 47a
Exons: 6
Coding region: 144-1034 (296 amino acids)
Biological process (GO): transmembrane transport
Cellular component (GO): mitochondrion
Molecular function (GO): transmembrane transporter activity
Source: RefSeq, a predicted model, not a curated record